Messenger RNA from Carlito syrichta (Philippine tarsier), 1908 nucleotides. RefSeq names its product mitogen-activated protein kinase kinase kinase 15 (gene MAP3K15). Lineage: Eukaryota; Metazoa; Chordata; Mammalia; Primates; Tarsiidae. Gene Ontology annotation, molecular function: MAP kinase kinase kinase activity. The transcript is spliced from 14 exons. Gene Ontology annotation, biological process: MAPK cascade; cellular response to stress. The annotation marks the transcript as partial. The record is from RefSeq and is a predicted model, not a curated record.
CCCCCGACCGGGGCCCUCGGGGCGGCGGGCGAGUCCCCUCAGUGCCCGCUGCCACCGGGGAGCGAGGGCGCAGUUGCGCCAGUGGAGCCCGACGGGGCGGCGGAGGGCCCUGCAGGCGGCGGCGAGGGCAGCGGUGGGGGCGGGCCACGGCGGGCUCUGCGGGCAGUAUACGUGCGCAGUGAGAGCUCCCAGGGUGGCGCGGCUGGCGGCCCCGAGGCGGGGGCGCGGCAGUGCCUGCUGCGGGCCUGCGAGGUCGAGGGCGCUCACCUCACCUCUGUGCCCUUCGGGGAGCUCGACUUCGGAGAGACGGAGGUACUCGACGCCUUCUACGACGCAGAUGUUGCCGUGGUGGACAUGAGUGAUGUCUCCAGACAACCUUCCCUCUUCUACCAUCUUGGAGUUCGAGAAAGCUUUGACAUGGCCAAUAAUGUGAUCUUGUACCACGACACUGAUGCCGACACUGCUCUCUCAUUGAAGGAUAUGGUAACUCAAAAAAACACAGCAUCUAGUGGAAAUUAUUAUUUCAUCCCCUACAUCAUGACGCCAUGUGCUGAUUAUUUUUGCUGUGAGAGUGACGCUCAGAGGCGAGCCUCAGAGUACAUGCAGCCCAACUGGGACACCAUCCUGGGUCCACUGUGCGUGCCUCUGGUGGACAGGUUCAUUAGCCUCCUCAAGGACAUCCACGUGACCUCAUGUGCUUUUUACAAAGAAACCUUGUUAAAUGACAUCCGGAAAGCCAGAGAGAAAUACCAGGGUGAGGAACUGGCAAAGGAACUGGCUCGGAUCAAACUCCGCAUGGAUAAUACUGAAGUGCUGACCCCAGACAUUAUCAUUAAUUUACUCCUGUCCUAUCGUGAUAUCCAGGACUAUGAUGCGAUGGUGAAGCUGGUAGAAACAUUGGAGAUGCUGCCUACAUGUGAUUUGGCUGAUCAGCAUAAUAUUAAAUUCCACUAUGCGUUUGCACUGAAUAGGAGAAACAGCACAGGUGACCGUGGGAAGGCUCUUCAGGUCAUGCUCCAGGUCCUGCAGAGCUGUGAUCAUCCAGCCCCUGAUAUGUUCUGCCUAUGUGGGAGGAUCUACAAGGACAUCUUCUUGGAUUCAGACUGCAAAGAUGACUCCAGCCGAGACAGCGCCAUUGAGUGGUAUCGCAAAGGGUUUGAACUCCAGUCAUCUCUGUAUUCGGGAAUUAACCUUGCAGUUUUGCUGAUAGUCGCUGGACAGCAAUUUGAAACUUCCAUGGAGCUAAGGAAAAUAGGUGUCCGACUAAACAGUUUGUUGGGAAGAAAAGGGAGCUUGGAGAAAAUGAACAAUUACUGGGAUGUGGGUCAGUUCUUCAACGUCAGCAUGUUGGCCAACGAUGUCGGGAAGGCUGUCCAGGCAGCAGAGAGGUUAUUCAAACUGAAACCUCCAGUCUGGUACCUACGAUCAUUAGUUCAGAACUUGUUAUUAAUUCGGCGCUUCAAGAAACCCAUUAUUGAACAUUCACCCAGGCAAGAACGGCUUAACUUCUGGUUAGAUAUAAUUUUUGAGGCAACAAAUGAAGUUUCUAAUGGACUCAGAUUUCCGGUUCUGGUGAUAGAGCCAACCAAAGUCUACCAGCCUUCUUAUGUUUCCAUAAACAAUGAAGCCGAGGAAAGAACCGUCUCUUUAUGGCAUGUCUCACCCACAGAAAUGAAACAAAUCCAUGAAUGGAAUUUUACAGCCUCUUCCAUAAAGGGAAUAAGCCUAUCCAAGUUUGAUGAGCGAUGCUGUUUUCUUUAUGUCCAUGAUAAUUCUGAUGACUUUCAAAUCUACUUUUCCACUGAAGACCAGUGUGGUAGGUUUUGCUCUUUGGUCAAAGAGAUGAUAACCAAUUCAGUGGGCAGUACAGUAGAACUGGAGGGAGAGAUCGAUGGAGACACCUUAGAG